Molecule: messenger RNA, 1293 nt
Organism: Penicillium manginii
Lineage: Eukaryota; Fungi; Ascomycota; Eurotiomycetes; Eurotiales; Aspergillaceae
Exons: 2
Biological process (GO): transmembrane transport
Cellular component (GO): fungal-type vacuole membrane
Molecular function (GO): transmembrane transporter activity
Source: RefSeq, a predicted model, not a curated record
UUACUAUAUCAAGUCUAUUUUCAAACUGCUCCCCAUCCACAAAUGCACCACGAACCCAAACACGAUGUCGAAAACAACACCACCUAUCCCGAAGGCGGCCUCCAAGCCAACCUCGUCGUAGGCGGCAGCUUCAGCUCGAUAAUGGGCGGUCUAGGCCUAAUGAACAGCAUCGGAAUCUACCAAGCCUGGAUAUCAACCCACCAACUUUCAGCCCUCAGCGCCGGCCAAAUCGGCUGGAUAUUCGGACUAUACAACUUCAUGGUCUUCUUCUGCGGCAUCCAAAUCGGUCCUAUCUUCGACGCUCGCGGUCCACGAUUACUCAUGUGGUUUGGCUCUGCGCUGAUCAUAAUCACCUUCGUUGCUAUGGGCUUUUGUACCCUCUACUGGCACUUUCUCGUCGUCAUCGGAAUUCUCGGCGGAAUGGGAACAAGUUUUAUCUUUAUUGUCCCCGUUGCUAGUAUUGGGCAUUUCUUUAAUCGACGCCGUGGCGCUGCGACGGGUCUUGCUUUGUCUGGUGGAAGUAUCGGGGGUGUGAUUUUCCCGCUUGUUCUUGAGACUCUUGCGCCUAGGAUUGGUUUCGCUUGGUCGACUAGGAUUAUUGGGUUGAUUACUUUAGUCCUGCUCAUUCCGGGCGUUGUUCUCGUCAAGGCGAAUCUCCCGCCCAAGCCGCCCUCGCCGCCGUCUGCGAAGGUCUUUCUGCCUGAUUUGGGGAUUUUGAAGAAUCCUGUUCUUGCAUUUACGACUUUAGGGGUGUUUUUUAUUGAGUGGGGGUUUUUUAUCCCGCUCGAGUAUAUUGCUUCGUAUGCUUUGGCUAAUGGGAUUGAUCGGAGACUGUCUUAUCUGAUGGUUGUUUUUCUGAACGCGGGCUCGUUUCCGGGUCGGUGGCUGCCGGGGAUCUUGGCUGAUAAAAUUGGCCGGUUUAAUACACUGCUUUUGACGAAUAUUCUUUGUCUGGUGUCUGUUUUGGCGAUUUGGAUGCCGGCUGGUGGGAAUGUUGUUGCUGUUAUUAUUUUCUCAGUUGUCUUUGGAUUCGCCAGUGGGAGUAAUAUUAGUCUUGUUCCUGUUUGUGUUGGGGAGUUGUGUCCUGUUGAGAACUAUGGGAGGUAUUAUACAACGGUUUAUACCAUUGUUAGCUUUGGGGCUUUGACAGGUGUUCCUAUUGCAGGAGAGAUUCUUCACCGAUGCAAUGGCGAGUAUUGGGGGUUGAUUGCUUUUGCUGGGUGUGCUUAUGCUGCUGGCAUUGUGUGCUUCUCUGUGACAAUGUGGCUGCGGCGGAAGGGGGUGAAGAAUUAA